UGAGCUUAACAUUGAAACAUCGACUUCGCUUUGUUGACAACGAGUUAAAACCUUAAACCUAACGAAAAAAAUAUCAAACUAAUCGAAAUGUAUAAUUUAAAAACUUUCACUUUAAUUUGUCUUUUAUUGCAUAUUGUUAUCAGUGCUUAUGGUCGUCCCGAAUCCAUUAAUCCAAACUUAGAAUAUGAAUUAAUCGGUGGUGGACCACAAGUAGUAAAUAAACCUGCGAUUACUACAACUCGUAAACCAGUCGUCAUAAAUACACCACCUCCAGUAGAUCCUACUUCGAAAACAUUUGCUUUUGAUCCCAAAUCUCAAAGUUGGAGUUCGGUGAAAAAAACUGAUCCAAAGCCAGCUGAAGGCACAUUAUUAUGGAACCAAAGUAACGAUAAAUAUUUGACAAAGUGAAUUUAUUGAAUUUUUAUAAGUUAUUUCAACUAUUUUAAUAAAUAAUAUGAUACAAAUAUAUAUAAUAUAUAUACGUAAUAAUAUUGAACUAAUUCAGCGGUAAGCAAUCCAUUUAACAACAGAAACUGUAGUUUAUAUCAAAAAUAUAUUAAUACGAUCGCGUCAAAGUAACGUCCUAACAGAAAAUGGUCUAAGUACAUAUAUUACUCUUAUAUUAAAGAGUAAAUCUCUUAGUUUAAUUCAACUGUGUUGUCAAAUUAUUUAAUAAAAACUUAAUGUAA
Molecule: messenger RNA, 689 nt
Organism: Teleopsis dalmanni
Lineage: Eukaryota; Metazoa; Arthropoda; Insecta; Diptera; Diopsidae
Exons: 2
Coding region: 88-408 (106 amino acids)
Source: RefSeq, a predicted model, not a curated record